Molecule: messenger RNA, 1038 nt
Organism: Exophiala viscosa
Lineage: Eukaryota; Fungi; Ascomycota; Eurotiomycetes; Chaetothyriales; Herpotrichiellaceae
Exons: 3
Coding region: 133-798 (221 amino acids)
Source: RefSeq, a predicted model, not a curated record
CAAAGUGCCACUUCUACCUCUACAUCCUCGGCUCGUGGACGCAGCCUUCUCGUCGUCUAGAAGUGUUUACAUACCUCACCGCUCGUACAAUUUGUCAAGAUCUAAUCUUUGCCAACGAAGAAAGAUUUCAGGAUGGCGUCUACGAAACAAGCGCUCCAGUUGAUUAUGGUGCCGCAUCGCCCGGUGCAUACUGACGAUGAAAUCAACCAAGACCUGGCUCCGGCGUUCAGUAUCUUGGAAGAAGCCAAAGGACUGAAAGCAAUAUGGAGGGGCAAAAAGCAUGAAGAUCGUCAUACCCAAGUCGCUCUCGUCCUUUGGGAGAGCCUUGCCUUGAGCCAUGCAUUUUUCACCAGCUCAGAAUACACAGAAUUCAACAAAGUCAUCCAGCCUGCCAUGAAUGGCAGGAAAAUAGAGUGGUUGAACCACGCUCUGAUUGAUACUACCGGCCUGGAUGACAAGGCUCACCUGUUACGAACUCUGGCUUCACCAGCUAUCGAGGUGGCUCUGACGAAAGUCGUCGAGGGCGGUGUCUCUGGAUACUAUUCCCAAUUUCGAAAAAUUGUAGUGCCGAUACUCAAUGAAGACCCCGGCUGUGAUGGUCACUUCAUCAGCCCGCUGAUCGAGAAUCCUCAAGACCAAUUGCUCUUGAUCAACUGGAAAUCUGUCGAUGCUCACCACGAAGACUUUGAAAAGAGGCCGACGUUCAAAGAAUGUAUUGAUGGCCUCAAGGACUACUACGCUGUUUUCGUUGUUCCCUGGCAUAUUGUGGAGCUCAAGUUAGUCCAAGGCAGCCUAUAGUUUCAAUGAUACCUAUAGAUGCAUGUGGGAAAACAUAGGGGAGCCUUUUCGAGGACAUGUUAUGUGCUCGCAGUUCAUACUGGCUGUUACAUCCUGCUUCUGCUGGAUCUAUCGAAUCAUCCAGCCCGGUAGAAGCCGCAAGCCGAGUAUCCUCCAUCUACGGUCCAGUGCGCUGUCGUCGAUGUCAGUAUCCAAGCCUCUAAGAGAUCCAUGUAACUCACCUCCAGUCACAUAUGAUGC